AUGUCGGCUUCUCUCCAACCACGCGCUCGCUUGAUCGCUGCCGGUCUGCGAUCCGCGCCUAGGGCCUGCGCAAACCCCAGGGCGAUUGUUUUGCAUCAUUCGCGGACGUUAUUCAAUUCUCAUCGACCUGGCGCAGCUUCCAGAUUGAAGCGCAGCUCGCUUCCAGCCAAUUUCUUCGUCCGCGCGAUAUCUGGAAAGCCCCUCCAACAAAGCAACUCGUACCUCCUCAAUUUCUGCUUCAGAGCCGCAGCAUGGCUUGGUGCCUCGCUCACAGUCAUUGGAGUCAGCGUCGUUGCCUUCUUUAUCUAUGAUGCGUCCACCUACAAGGAGGAAGCUACCCACAGCGAUAUCAAUCUCUCGGAGCUAGCUCUGCAGCCCCGCCGCGGCGGGCCCAAGAACCUGCCGAUCGCCGAAGUCUUCAUUGGCGACGACGACACUGAGGAGACCCGGGCGAUGAAAGAGAAGCCCCGGCUGGUCGUCCUCGGAGGCGGCUGGGGUGGCGUUGCGCUCCUCAAAGAUUUGAACCCCGACGAAUACCACAUCACCGUCAUUUCGCCCACCAACUAUUUUCUCUUUACGCCCAUGCUACCGUCUGCUACCGUUGGAACCCUGGAGCUGCGAUCUCUCGUUGAGCCUAUUCGACGCAUCCUCCACAGGUGUCGAGGUCAUUUCAUCCGCGCACAGGCCGAAGAUGUUGAAUUCUCCCACAAACUUGUCGAGGUGUCGCAGCGGGACUUGAAUGGGCAGGAAGUACGCUUUUACGUUCCCUACGAUAAGCUGGUCAUUGCUGUGGGCUCCACCACGAACCCCCACGGCGUCAAAGGUUUGGAAAACGCCUUCUUUCUGAAGAACGUUGAUGACGCGAGAAAGAUCCGUAACCGAGUGAUCCAAAAUUUCGAACUCGCUUGCUUGCCAACUACCUCAGACGAGGAACGAAAACGCCUUCUCUCAUUUGUCGUCAGUGGUGGAGGACCGACUGGUGUUGAGUUCGCAGCGGAACUAUAUGAUCUCCUGAAUGAGGACCUCUCGCGACACUUCCCCCGCCUUCUUCGAAAUGAGAUUUCCGUGCAUAUCAUCCAGAGCCGGAGCCAUAUCCUGAACACUUACGACGAGGCGGUGUCCAAGUAUGCUGAGGAGCGGUUUAAUCGUGAUCAGGUUGACGUGCUGACCAACUCACGAGUGAAGGAGGUUAAGGAAGACAAGAUUAUCUUUUCUCAGAAAUUGGAGGACGGGUCGGUUGUGACGAAGGAGCUUCCUACUGGAUUUUGUUUGUGGUCUACCGGCGUAUCGCCAACCGCAUUCAGCACAACUUUGUCGAAGAAGUUGGGUGACGCGCAGACCAAUCGACAUGCCUUGGAAACCGACACCCAUCUCCGUCUGAACGGUGCCCCGUUGGGUGAUGUUUAUGCCAUUGGAGACUGCUCGACUGUUCAAAAUAACGUUGCUAAUCACAUUAUUACAUUCCUCCGCACUCUCGCAUGGAAGCAAGGCAAGGACCCCGAGACCAUUCAGCUUCACUUUAGCGACUGGCGAUACGUUGCCCAGGAUGUGAGGAAACGUUUCCCCCAGGCAAAUGAGCAUCUUAAGCGCUUGGAUAAGUUGUUUGAAGAAUUUGAUAAAGAUAAAUCUGGCACUCUUGACUUUGGCGAGCUGCGAGAGCUCCUCGGUCAGAUUGACAAAAAGUUGACAUCCCUUCCCGCUACUGCCCAGAGAGCUCAUCAGCAAGGCCAGUACUUGGCUCACAAGUUCAACAAGAUGGCACGACUGUCGCAAGGUCUACUGGCCAAUGAUGUCAAAGAUGGCGAUUUGGACGCCGCGGCGUACAAGGCAUUUGAGUAUCAUCAUCUUGGUAGCCUGGCAUACAUUGGCAAUUCUGCUGUUUUCGACUUGGGCGAAGGCUGGAAUAUUUCUGGUGGUCUUUGGGCAGUCUACACAUGGCGAUCUGUUUACUUCGCCCAGAGCGUGAGCUUUAGGACCAGAAUGCUCAUGGCCAUGGAUUGGGCAAAACGUGGUCUUUUUGGCCGAGAUUUAAUUAGCUUUUAA
This is a messenger RNA of Clonostachys rhizophaga, 2043 nucleotides long. The record is from the annotation of a GenBank genome assembly. NCBI's taxonomy places the organism in Eukaryota, Fungi, Ascomycota, Sordariomycetes, Hypocreales, Bionectriaceae.